GGUUUGGUAGCCUGUUGUGCUAGCGGAAGUCCCCUCCUGCUCCAGUGAAAAACAGAGUUUUUCUAAAAUGUCCCAAACUUUGUGGAUCAACUGGUGACAGCCAAGAUGAUGAACGACAUCAUGGAGGAGCCGGAGAAGAGCAGCCUGCUGGAGGAGUACCCUGAGCCGCAAGUUCGGACGCUUCAGGGAAGUGCCAGCAGCACCAGAUCUAAGAUCCCGGAUGGAGGCAUCAGACCGCUGGAGAAGAGGGGACCUUACAUUAUGUCAAGAGCCCCGGCGAUCCACCUCAAACUACAGAAACACAGAGAGAUGGCGAGGAAAGCGCUGAAAAAGAAAGCACUUGCUCCAGGACCUCCGGUGAUGCACCAGCCCAGACAUGCAUCCAAGAGAACAGUCAAGUACAACAAGGGUUACACUGCGUUGAGUCAGCACGCUGAGGAGACCUUAGUUGCACUGGACUCCGACAGUGAUGAAGAAAUUGACUUUGAGCAGUGCUCAUCCGGAUACUCAUCGGCUGAGGUUCAUCCUGAUCUGAGCAGGCAGUUGCUUCAGGAUGGCUACCAUCUGGACGAGAUUCCAGAUGAUGAAGACCUGGACCUGAUACCUCCCAAAGCCUUGGGCUCCUCAGUAUGCUGCUGUUGUGACAGUUCAUCGUGCUCCGUAAUGUGAUGCUGGGGAUCAUCUAGGCGUCUGAACGGUUUGGCAGCUUCAGUCCCUUGACUGGAGCAUGGUCUGGCCGCAGAUGUACGGUAACUCAGAAGGUCCUGAGGAACACUUGACCAACAUGAGCGCAGGGAUGGACAACAGAACAAGCCUUAUGCACUGUGAUCCCAAAGCCUGAUGUCUUUAUUUGAAUUAAGAGCAGAUGAAUCCUUAACCUCUGAGAUCUUGGCAUCCUAGCAGGUUCAAAGGUCAGCAUUUGCUUUUGGUUGAAUAUACAUUCUUAAUCCUGCUUUUAUUGAAACUAACUUGUGAGACAAGUAGGUGAGAGCUAAUGUAGCUGUGGUUGCAAACCGGACCUGAGGUGGAGUGUACACAGUGAUAGAAACACAACUCAUUGGAGCACUGCAAAGUCACUUGCAUUAUGUUUCUGGAGUGACAAGCUUUUCAAAAAAGUAUUUAAUUUAAUUCUACAUUGUUUUUUGCCAUGUAACCUAACUGCUGCUUUGUCAGCAUUUGUUUAAACUAUACUGUUAGAAUUUAACUUAAUAUAUACACCGCAAUCCUUAAAUAUAUUUUUGUUGUUGAAAGUCUUUUUUUUCUCAUGCGCGUGUGUGUGAGACCUCUAGUAUCUCUGAAGUCGCUCUUGUUCUGAAUACUGAGUACACAGUUACAUUCCUGUUAUAUAUAUAUAUAUAUAUAGGUUCGACCUGAACUUUAACGGCGGCAGUUCAUGAAGAUGUUUCAAUUUUUAUUUAAGUUUUUAAUACGACAUGCACAUUUGCUUGCAACCAUUUUGCUGCCAAAGAUUGGUGUUGGAUUUAGUUACAACUUUUCAGCCUUUUCGUCGGGUGUGUAAAAGUGAAGAUGAUCAGCUGUGAUGUGUUUCAGCUACUUCCCCUUCUUUUGUUGUUUUCAUGUCCAUCUGUUGUGUUAACAAAUGACACUGUGUUUAAAAGUCACUGUUUAAAAGUCACUUGAUUAAAAAAGGAAGUUGCCCACAA
This is a messenger RNA of Synchiropus splendidus (mandarinfish), 1664 nucleotides long. It is a transcript of the gene fam219b, whose product is annotated as family with sequence similarity 219 member B. The transcript has 6 exons. The coding region runs from base 106 to 669 and encodes 187 amino acids. Lineage: Eukaryota; Metazoa; Chordata; Actinopteri; Syngnathiformes; Callionymidae. The record is from RefSeq and is a predicted model, not a curated record.